Molecule: messenger RNA, 483 nt
Organism: Fraxinus pennsylvanica
Lineage: Eukaryota; Viridiplantae; Streptophyta; Magnoliopsida; Lamiales; Oleaceae
Source: the annotation of a GenBank genome assembly
AUGAAUGAGAUAAUUGGACAAGAAAAUGUGAAUCCUCCUCUAGUAGGUUUUGAUUCUGCUAACAAGUCUCUUAAUCAGCAAACUUUUUCUCAUUGCAAGGAGGUCUAUUCGGUAAAUUCAGCAGAGAAGACGAGCUGGCGAAUACUUCCACGGGAAAAUUAUCCGAAGCCAUUAAUUUUCCACGAUGGAAGAUUGGCCUUUAGGCCGACGUAUUCUGCUACAUUGUCUAUGUUCGUAUGGUUACCAUUUGGUUUUCUCCUUAGCAUCAUUAGGCUGUUUGUCGCCUCAUUUCUACCUUACAAAGUAGCCAUCCCAAUCUUGGCCUUUACUGGGAUGUUUGCCCAGAGGGAACCACUUGCAGGGAGCCAUUUGCUGAGGUUUAGCCCUUUGUUCGCUGAAUUGAGCGACGAUAUAGUUCCAUUGCCCUCGACUCAAAAGUGGGCAUGUUUUAUGGAACAACUGCAAGUGGAUACAAAACUUUAG